CAAGUCUUUGGUCAUACUAAUAGAGUUGUUCGAAGCAAAGAAAAUAGACGCGCUGUUUAAAUGUGUUUUUGAAAUUAUAAUUGUGCAAUAAUCGAGCUACCAGCACUAAAUUCAACAUUUAAUAAAACAAGAGCCUUGUCUUAAACGCCAAUCGCAUAGUUUUGUUGCAAACGCGUGGGAAAUCUUGACCUGACCAUCGGAAAUCUUGGAGAUAUGGAAAAUGGCGAUGCGACUUCGCAUUCGGAUGCCCACAUCGACUACAAAACCCCAAAGAAGACCCACUCGCUGAUCGACAGUGAGCAGUUGCUGGACAAGAUCAAUAUCCUCACCACCAAGCCGGAGAAUCACUCCCAAAAUGCCAAGAUUCCCACGAUCAAGGAUUUCGUUAUCAUCAAGCCAAUUAGUCGCGGCGCCUUCGGUAAGGUGUUCCUUGGCUACAAGAACAACGAUGCGAAGCGGCUGUUCGCCAUCAAGGUGAUGCGCAAGUCGGAGAUGAUCAACAAGAAUAUGGUGUCCCAGGUGAUCACCGAGCGAAACGCCCUGGCCCUGUCCCGCUCCCAGUUCUGUGUCAGUCUCUUCUACUCGCUGCAAUCGCUGUCCUACGUCUACCUGGUGAUGGAGUACAUGGUGGGCGGGGAUCUCAAGUCCCUGCUGGCCAUGUUUGGGUAUUUUGACGAGCCCACCUCCAGGUUCUACGUGGCCGAGAUGGUGAUGGCGCUGCAGUAUCUGCAUCAGCACGGAAUCGUGCACAGGGACAUCAAGCCGGACAACAUGUUGCUCUCGGCCACAGGCCAUGUGAAGCUCACGGACUUUGGACUGAGCAAGAUCGAUAUGCGGCGAGACUUGGAGAUCUCCGACCUUAUAAACUGUUCGCCAAAUUUGAAUGCCCGCACGCCGGGCCAACUAUUGUCGCUCACCUCGCAUUUGUCCUUUGGCUCCGAGAAAAAGCUGCAGGACUUGGCUUACACCUCAAAUGGCCAGGCCAACGGAGUGUGCCAGAUGGCCACCGGCACUUCCCACCUGCUGCAGGCCAUCAACAAGCACAGCCUAAUCAUGGAGCUCUCGGACAGCGAGGGCGACACCUCGCUCAACGAUGCGGAGAAGACGAGCGACAGCAAGAUCUCCGGGGUAUCGCCAUUUUUCUCCGCCGAGGAGGCCAAUGAAUCCAUCACCCACACGUGCACCACCAACAUCAAUCCCCAGGAUAGCAGCUCUUCGUGCUCCUUCCACACUUGCAAUUCGGCUGAUCUGAGCAAGUGCUCGCCACCACUGGAGGCUUCCCGAAAUGGUGCUACUGCAGCGGAGACGAUUCCCAGCAAGCGACGCGUUGAAUUCGCCUUGGACACGGUCAACUGCCAGGGCUGCAAGCUGGCCGAACAGGACAGCGGUAACAUGGCCACCAAUGGAGGCAAACACUUGCCAAAACUGGAAAAUGCAAGCGAGGCUUCGUUUGAGUUUUCCAUGGUGCGCAGGCGAUCAGUCGACGAGCGUAAUCGCAUCUCGAAGGGGCAGGAGGAUUCGGGCGUGUCGAGUCGCAAGGGCGAUGAUUACUCCAGUUGCCAUUUUAACCAGAACAGCGAGAGCAGCACGGCUUCGUCGAUUGAGAAGAAUGCGGAAAACCUGAGUCAGUCCAAGGAGGACUAUAGCUGCUCGGACUACUCGCGCAGCUACAACAUGACCAAUGGCAACGAGAUGAGUGGUAUCCACAUGAACUCACCCUUCCGCAAUCUGUCCAAGCACUUCAAGCGCCCCGACUUCCUGCGCGGCAUGAAGCGGAAGAUCAACCUGGUCAACCGCUCGGACAACAUGUCCAGCAUGGAGGCCGACGGCUCCAGUUCGGGCAACGGCAGCGCUAACACCGGACUGACCCAGGAGAUCGAGAUCCUCAACAUUGGCAGUAGCACGCCGAAGAAGCGCAAGGCCCGCUCCUCGCCGAUCCGGGGAGUGCUCAAGGUGCGCUCUCUGUCCGACGACGAGCUGCCCAUGAACCAUCUGCUGGGACCGGAGGCGAACGUGGCCAAUGUGGUCUUCUCUACGCCCGUCUCUUCGCAGAAGAUGCCACGUCGCGAUGGCGGCCUGCUGGGCAAGCUGAAGGCCACCCGGUUCGCUCUGCCCCUGUCCAUUGAGAACAAGAAAAGGGAACACGCUGCCGCCGAUAAGAUGUCGGGGGUGCAGUACCACCUGAAGCUGUCCGACGAUCCCACGAUGUCGCCCAUCAACCACGGGGCCGGCGUCCUGCCAAAGACGCCCAAGAACGCGAACAUCAACACACCGUUUCGCACACCGAAGUCGGUGCGGCGAGGGGCUCGCGUGUCCAACGAACGCAUUUUGGGCACGCCCGACUAUCUGGCACCGGAGCUGCUGCUGAAGCAGGGACACGGUCCCGCCGUCGACUGGUGGGCUUUGGGAGUCUGCUUCUAUGAGUUCAUGACCGGCAUUCCGCCGUUCAACGACGAGACGCCUCAGAAAGUAUUUGACAACAUUCUGAACAAAAACAUCGAAUGGCCCGAAGGCGAUGAGGCGUUAUCCGUCGAUUCAAUGGAAGCUGUGGAACUGCUCCUUACCAUGGAUCCGAACGAGCGACCGGCCGCCAAGGAGGUGCAACAGAUGCGACACUUUAGCUGCAUCGAUUGGGAGAAUAUCGGCAGCACGGAGCCGCCGUUUGUGCCCACACCAGACAAUCCCACGGACACGGGUUACUUUGAAGCGCGCAACAACCUUCAGCACCUGCAGCUGUCCAACUUUGCCUUGGAAGACUGACUGCCCCAUCGGAGCCCGGCUGCCUCCGUUUUAGCUCGUUCGUCGCGAGCACUGUCCUAUCGUUAUUUAUAUUCUCAUAUAGCAAUACCUAAGAGUAGACCUUUAAUGUCCUUUUGUUAUCGUUCGUCUAGCCCUACUUAUUUAUAUUUUGUUUAAAGUUCACUCAAUUGUAUCAUUAAAUUCCUUGUACAUUCAUUCAUUCGAUUGUUGCUGUCUGGAUGGUCGAUUAUCCUGAUCAGCGUUAAAAUUAUGUAAUAUCGGUAAUGAUUUCGAGUUUGUUAUUGUAACUACGCUUAAACAAAAAGCUUCACGUAUGCACCUUCGAGAUAUGUCCAAUAAAGUUGUAGCUUAAAAAAUGAA
Molecule: messenger RNA, 3120 nt
Organism: Drosophila gunungcola (fruit fly)
Lineage: Eukaryota; Metazoa; Arthropoda; Insecta; Diptera; Drosophilidae
Gene: gwl
Product: serine/threonine-protein kinase greatwall
Exons: 6
Coding region: 214-2760 (848 amino acids)
Biological process (GO): peptidyl-serine phosphorylation; intracellular signal transduction
Cellular component (GO): nucleus
Molecular function (GO): protein serine/threonine kinase activity; ATP binding
Source: RefSeq, a predicted model, not a curated record